Messenger RNA from Talaromyces stipitatus ATCC 10500, 1323 nucleotides. RefSeq lists its product as uncharacterized. The transcript has 2 exons. NCBI's taxonomy places the organism in Eukaryota, Fungi, Ascomycota, Eurotiomycetes, Eurotiales, Trichocomaceae. The record is from RefSeq and is a predicted model, not a curated record. Bases 1 to 1323 code for a protein of 440 amino acids.
AUGAGAUCUUCAUUCAUUACCCUCACCUAUUUCGCCAGCACUGCUAUCCAAGCAGUCCAAGCAUCCAACUUCUGGCGUCUACCGUGCAAAAGCCGCACUGUUGCCGCUCGUAUAGACCCUAUCAUGUCCCCUGGCGAAAUCAACAGCCACUUACACACUAUCUUCGGCUCAGGAGGCUUCUCCCCUAACGUCACACAAGACGACCUCCUCCAGUCAUCCUGCACAUCCUGCGCAGUCACCCAAGACCGAUCCGCCUACUGGGCACCACCACUAAUGUUCCUUUAUCCCAACAGAUCCAGUACUAUGGUGAACCAAGACGGUGGUAUUCUAAUAUACUACUUUGGGUAUGGCGAAAACCCACAGCCGUUCCCUCCAGGGUUUAGAAUGGUUGCUGGAGAUCAGUAUUUACGCAAUUUUACAGGCCCCGUGCCCGAUCCACCGACCUCGGAAUGGACGACAGAUCAAAAGACGCAGUUUUCUCUAGCGCAAAAGUCGUUGGGAUUUAAUUGUUUGCAUUAUCAUAGUGAUACGCAUGAGGACUCGUUGUAUAGGCAUACUUUACCUGAUAAGCAGUUCCUGGACGAGAAUUGUUCCGACGGAUUGAGAUUGGAGCUUAUGUUUCCUUCAUGUUGGAAUGGGGUUGAUAUUGAUUCAGUCGAUCAUAAAUCGCACAUGGCCUAUCCAGAUCUUGUCAAGGAUGGGACUUGUCCGGAGGGAUUUGCGACAAGAUUGAUUAGUCUGUUUUAUGAGACGAAGUAUGAUACUCAGGAUUUUAAAGGGGUGGAUGGACAGUUUGUGCUUGCUACGGGUGAUCCGACGGGGUGCGGAUAUCAUGGUGAUUUUAUUCAGGGAUGGCAGCCGGAUUUCCUUCGGCAAGCGAUGGAUGAAUGUUCUAAUCCUUCUGGGGAGGUAUCGGAUUGCUCUUUGUUUACAUUACAGAGUGAUGAGGAUGCAUCAGCUUGUCAGGUCCCCGUUCCAGAGGAACUGACGGCUGAGAAUCCGUUCUUCAAUGGUGAUGGCUUAUUGGGCGAUGUGCCCGUCCAAGAAGGGCCGGAAAAGGCUGCGCCUUAUGGAGCUGAGUUGCUGGAUUUGACGGAUCAUUUGCCCGUGCCUAGUAUUGGGGUUGUUGAUGAUGUUGCUCGUGUUGUGGGGGGAUUAGUACCUACUCCUGCCACAUCACCUGCUCGUUUUGAUUCGAGAUCUGCGAAGUGUGAGAGGGACGUUGUGACUGAAACGGUUGUUGUUGAAGUUCGAAAUCCAGCUACUGCUACUGCAUUGCACAAACAGGAGCAUUGGCAUCAUGAUCAUAAUCAUCGGAUAUAG